AUGGAUCCCACCAAAUCCAGCACCCCGCCGCCGCCCCCCGUCCUGGGCGCGCCCGUCGGCUACCCGCCGGGGGCGUACCCUCCUCCGCCGGGCGCCCCCGCGGCCGCCUACCCGCCGCAGCUCUACGCGCCGCCGGGCGCCGCCGCCGCCCAGCAGGCCGCGGCGCAGCAGCAGCAGCAGCUGCAGGUGUUCUGGGCGGAGCAGUACCGCGAGAUCGAGGCCACCACCGACUUCAAGAACCACAACCUCCCGCUGGCCCGGAUCAAGAAGAUCAUGAAGGCCGACGAGGACGUCCGCAUGAUCGCCGCCGAGGCCCCCGUCGUCUUCGCCCGCGCCUGCGAGAUGUUCAUCCUCGAGCUCACCCACCGCGGCUGGGCGCACGCCGAGGAGAACAAGCGCCGCACGCUCCAGAAGUCCGACAUUGCGGCCGCCAUCGCCCGCACCGAGGUCUUCGACUUCCUCGUGGACAUCGUGCCCCGGGACGACGCCAAGGACGCCGAGGCGGCCGCCGCCGCGGCCAUGGCCACGGCGGCGGCCGGGAUCCCGCGCCCGGCCGCCGGCGUGCCUGCCACCGACCCGAGUAUGGCAUACUACUAUGUCCCCCAGCAGUAA
Triticum turgidum subsp. durum (durum wheat) is the source of this 612-nucleotide messenger RNA. Lineage: Eukaryota; Viridiplantae; Streptophyta; Magnoliopsida; Poales; Poaceae. The record is from the annotation of a GenBank genome assembly.